UGGAUGUGGAUAUAAAAGAAUAGAGGUAUAGAGAGGUGAGAGACUGAGGCUUUUGAUUGGAAAAGGAAUUGACUGCACGCCUCAGAAAAGGCGAGAAAUAGUCUUGACCAGUGAUAGCAGAGUUACUCCUGAAGGUGGCAUCUGUUUCUGACAGGUACUGCACCUGUCCUCACUGGAGUAGGAGGAGAGAGAGAAACCAGAGAGGGAGAGAGAGAAAGAGGGAGUUUGUCACAGAGAAGAGAGUGCCUCCCGUGAAGUCUGCUCGGUCUGCAGUCUAGCAGGGAGCUGAAACAGUGGCUCUGUGUCACCCUGUCACCUGGAUCCAGAGAGCCCCCCUUCCGCAGUCACACAAGGAGGCGCAAGUCCUGUCACCGAGACAACGGCGAAGACUCAAGGCUGACAGCCGAGAGAAAGAGGCCCCCGCGGGACCUAUUCAGGCAUUUCUGAGUCGGGUUGGCCAGAGACUUGCCUGUCUCUCAGCUUCCGAGGCAUUAAGUGUCACCGAUGGGAACAAAAGCCAUGAAAAAGCGACAGCUCAUUUCCCUGGUGUUCGCCAGUGGGUGAUAGAGGGCUCUGCGUGCAUCGGAAACUGAUGUAAAGCCAAAGGCUGACUCACACUCUCUUCUCUUUACGUGGAAGACAGCACAGGCACAAAAAAAGGAGAGGAACUUUCUGGAACACUUUGGUCUACACGCUGAAUGGACUGAGCGGAAUCCAAGUUUGCAUUGUUUGUUAUUCUUGAUGUUAGGCAGAGCAAGGCUGUAAUUGCUUGACAGAGAACUUUCAGCUUUCGGGCAACAGAGGAUGAGAUAAUGGCGCCUUCCAUGCAGGUCACUAAGCUGGAACUUGAGCUGUGCUACGAGGGUCGCAAACUUCGGGGCGUCACCUGCAAGCUCACGCGCGCCGCUCACGGCUUCCUCCCGGAGAGCUCCUGCGCCAUAGCCAGCCAGGUCCUGCUGCCCUACCUGGUGGCCGGGCUGGGCAUGGUGGCCGCCGGCUUGAUCGUGGAUGCUGUGCAACACUGGGAGGUUUUUAAGACCAUUACGGAGGUGUUUAUACUUGUGCCAGCCCUGGUGGGACUGAAAGGGAACCUGGAGAUGACCCUAGCCUCUCGGCUCUCAACAGCAGCAAACACUGGGCAGUUGGAUGACCCAAAACAGCAGUGGAGAAUGGUUUUUAGUAACCUAGCCCUCAUCCAGGUGCAGGCCACCGUAGUGGGCUUCCUGGCUGCCCUGUCUGCGGUGGGGCUGGGGGCCCUGUCCAGAGGAGGGGUGGAGCUGGACCAGGCUGCAGUGCUGUGUGCUAGCAGUGUUACCACUGCUUUUGUAGCGGCCCUGUCCCUGGGCCUGGUGAUGGUCGGGGUGAUCAUAGGCUCCAGAAGGGUGGGCAUCAACCCAGACAAUGUGGCCACGCCCAUUGCUGCCAGCCUGGGUGACCUCAUCACCCUGUCCCUGCUGGCGGGGGUCAGCAGCGUGCUUUUCAAGCGCAGGGAGGUGUGGUACCUGUCCCCUCUGGUCUGUGGUCUCUUCCUGAUGCUGAUUCCGCUCUGGGUGGUCAUCGCCCGGCGUAACACACAGAUUCGGGUGGUUCUGAGGUCUGGUUGGCAGCCUGUCAUAGUGGCCAUGUCCAUCAGCAGUUUUGGGGGCCUAAUCCUGGACAAGACUGUAAGCGACCCCAGCUUUGUGGGAAUGGCUGUCUUUACCCCUGUCAUCAACGGAGUUGGAGGAAACCUGGUGGCUAUACAGGCUAGCCGCAUAUCCACCUACCUGCAUUUCUGGAGUGUUCCAGGGGUUCUGCCCUACAAGAUGAGGCAGUACUGGCCCAACCCCUGCAUCACCUUCUUUUCCUCAGGUGUGAACUCCAGGUCGGCGCGGGUGCUGUUCCUCCUGGUGGUGCCAGGCCACCUGGUCUUCCUCUACACCAUCCACCUGCUGCAGGGCGGGCACACCUCCCUCACGCUGAGCUUCACCUGCUGCUACCUGUGUGCUGCCCUGCUCCAGGUGGGGAUCCUGCUGUACGUGGCUGACCUAAUUGUCCGUCUGAUGUGGAGGCGGGGCCUGGAUCCUGACAACUUCUCCAUCCCGUACCUGACGGCGCUGGGGGACCUGCUGGGCACCGGCUUCCUGGCUCUGUGCUUCCGCACGGCGAUGCUGGCGGAGGGGGCGGGGCUCUGAGGCCUGGGUGGGCCUACCUGGCUUCUCUCCUCUCGGACGCUGACCCUGCUGACCCUGACCCUGCCGACCCUUCCUCACGUGCGCUGCUUUCCACGCAUGAGUUUAUCUUUGCUUCCUGUGCCUCCAGCAGUGCCAUCUCAGACUAAACCGCGCCAAUGACCUUACAGACGAGGGGACACACGCAUGGCAUUCAUCUGCUCAUGGCUGCCACAUGCAGCGGGACACUAUUAAGAUGAAUGAAAAUAGGACAUUUACCUGCAGGACUGAGCAGCAUAGAAGCAGUCUAUACAGUAUUGCAGCACAACUUUGUAUACACUUGAAGGUAGUGUACACUAUAAUAAUUGGGGUGAACACAUGCCACCCUCUCUUCUUCAUGCAGGAUCUACCUGUACCAGAUGUAUUGUAUUAAAAGGCUAUGGCAAUAUUUUUCAGAAAUUAUGACAAAUUUUAUUCAUUUAUGUAUGCGUGUGUGUGUAUUAUCAUUUACAACAGUUUCUAAAUAUCCUUCUCAGUUUGUGAGUAUUUAAAGCACUUGGUUCUCGUCCCCCAUUUUGUGAUAACACCAAGAGAAGGCUCAGGACACUGCACAGGGGAAUGCAGGACUCUUGUAGUUACCACAAUACUAAACUCAGGAGCAACUUCAUAUCCUGUAUUUAUACCGAGACAAGAUUAUUAACUUGACAUGACUCAUUGAGCAAGCUUGUAUUUCUUAUGUACAAUGGUGGCAAUAUGGCACUUGUUUCAAUAAUAGCCACCAUGGUUCAGAAUAAAGAGGUCAGCUUGUCUACAUGGACAACUAUUCAGAUUUUAAAAACUGUAUAUAUAUUUUUUGUCCGAUAAAUGUUUCACUCUGUUCCACAGUGUUUGUUUUUUAUUUAUUUUUCGAUCCAUUCUAUGUCUAUUUGCAUCAAAAAAGGAUGCAUUUAAUGAGUGCCUGCUGACACUGCUAGGCUGGUUGCAUGAAAGUGAGCACAUUGUGUGUCUAAACUGUUUUGCAAUGUUAACCAUUAGGAACCUUAAACUCAUAAAAAUGUCCUGAUUCUUUAC
Anguilla anguilla (European eel) is the source of this 3221-nucleotide messenger RNA. Its product is annotated as solute carrier family 41 member 1-like. The coding region runs from base 813 to 2174 and encodes 453 amino acids. The record is from RefSeq and is a predicted model, not a curated record. Gene Ontology annotation, biological process: monoatomic cation transport. Lineage: Eukaryota; Metazoa; Chordata; Actinopteri; Anguilliformes; Anguillidae. Gene Ontology annotation, cellular component: plasma membrane. Gene Ontology annotation, molecular function: monoatomic cation transmembrane transporter activity. The transcript has 10 exons.